This is a messenger RNA of Synchiropus splendidus (mandarinfish), 934 nucleotides long. It is a transcript of the gene psmb4, whose product is annotated as proteasome 20S subunit beta 4. Gene Ontology annotation, cellular component: proteasome core complex. The transcript is spliced from 8 exons. The coding region runs from base 65 to 832 and encodes 255 amino acids. NCBI's taxonomy places the organism in Eukaryota, Metazoa, Chordata, Actinopteri, Syngnathiformes, Callionymidae. The record is from RefSeq and is a predicted model, not a curated record.
AAACAAGACAGAGGAGGAAACUGUUAGAGCGCACUUCCGGCGUCGCUUACGGCAAACAUCCACAAUGUCUAACAACUUAAAACUUAACUUUUGGCAAAAUGGACCGGCACCGGGCCAGUUUUAUUCCUUUCCUGGCAACGGCUCGGACACCAGUUGCGGACCCGUCCGACACACACUAAACCCAAUGGUCACAGGAACAUCGGUGCUCGGGGUCAAGUUCACAGGGGGUGUUGCCAUUGCUGCUGACAUGUUGGGCUCCUAUGGCUCUCUGGCUCGCUUCAGGAAUAUAUCCCGACUCAUGAAGGUGAACGACAGCACCAUCCUCGGAGCGUCGGGAGAUUACGCCGAUUACCAGUACCUCAAACAAGUCAUUGAACAGAUGGUGAUCGACGAGGAGCUGCUGAGCGACGGCCACAACUACACCCCUCGGGCUGUGUACUCCUGGCUCACCAGGGUCAUGUACAACCGCCGCAGCAAGAUGAACCCUCUGUGGAACACGGUGGUGAUCGGAGGUGUGGACCAGGGCCAGAGCUUCCUGGGUUACGUGGACAAACUGGGAGUCGCCUAUGAGGCAUCCACCGUGGCUACUGGAUUUGGUGCUUACCUGGCUCAGCCUCUGAUGAGGGAAGUCGUGGACAACAAGCCGGACCUGAGUCAGCAGGAGGCCCGGGACCUGCUGGAGCGCUGCCUCAAAGUCCUCUACUACAGAGACGCGCGCUCCUACAACAGGUACGAGAUCGCCAUCGUGACAGAGCAGGGAGUGGAGAUCAUCGGCCCACUGUCCUCCGAAACCAACUGGGACAUCGCUCACAUGGUCAGUGGCUUCGAGUGAACCAAGGACCCGAGGAAAAGAUGAGCAUAUCCCAACGUCCGACACCGUUUUCUUAUUUUCCCCAUUGUCUGUUUCAUAGAAUUAAAAAUAACAUUGAAAACA